AUGGACCCCGUCAUUAUAACGCCGGACGAUGUAGCUGAGGCGGUCCGAAGGGCCCCGAACUGGAAAAGUCCGAGGCUCGACGGGCUGCAUCACUACUGGCUGAAGGGGUUCGUGGUGUGUCACGCUGUGCUCGCCCGACAAUUUCAAGAGGCUCUCGACCAAAAGUCGCUCCCGAGCCUCUUCACUACUGGGAUCACUCAUUUGGUUCCUAAAGACCGGGAUACCAUAGACCCGAGCAAAUACCGCCCCAUCACGUGUCUACCCACGAUAUAUAAGACAUUAACAUCCAUUUUGAGCGCGAGAAUCACUCGUCACCUGAACUCAAAUCAGGUGAUGUCGCGCGCUCAAAAUGGAUGUCGGGGCGGUGGUCGUGGAACCAAGGAACCACUCCUCAUUGACGCGGUCAUUGGCAAAGUGGUUAAACGCAACCGUCGGAACCUAUCCGCCGCCUGGAUAGACUACAAAAAGGCAUUCGACUCGGUGCCUCAUACAUGGCUGAAGAGGGUCCUCGAGCUGUACAAGGUUGACUGUACAGUUAGAGACUUCCUCGGGCAGUGUAUGGGGCAGUGGAGUACGAUCCUUUGUCAUCUAGGAGCGGAUGACGGCUGCGGAGAACCACAUAAGGAUAAGAAGGGGUAUCUUCCAGGGCGAUUGUCUGAGUCCAAUCUGGUUCUGCCUCUCUCUGAACCCUCUCAGUACCUUACUGGAGGGCUCCGGGAGGGGAUUUCAGCUUCGGAGAAGAAGUACAAAAGUGACGCACCUUUUCUAUAUGGAUGA
Parnassius mnemosyne (clouded apollo) is the source of this 777-nucleotide messenger RNA. The record is from the annotation of a GenBank genome assembly. NCBI's taxonomy places the organism in Eukaryota, Metazoa, Arthropoda, Insecta, Lepidoptera, Papilionidae.